GCUAGAGGAAACGGAAAUAGGAACGUUCGUGGAAGAAGUGGUAUACUCUUUCGUCAUUGUUUACUCUUUUAUGCUGUGAAGCUAAUGAUCUUAUAAAACGAAAUGGAUAAGCUUUUAAAACCGUUCCAGAGACUUCAUUCUAGGACCGAAUCAUCUCAACCAAAAAUUUCAGAGACAUGGACUAAUGCUUUAGCACAAAAAGAAGGUGUUACUUUUUGUUUAAAAUCUCUUGGUAGUAUGUUAGUAGAAGAAUUAGAAGAUGGUGUAAGUUACGGCGAAUCAGUUUCAGCCGAAACUGUUUCUACAAUUGUCAAUAUGAAUAAAGCAAAAAAACCGGAAAAAGUGAAAUUAAAUAUUACUCCAAACGGAAUUACGGUUAAACAUGGGUCGGAAGAGCUGCAAACUUUUACAGAAAUAGAUCGAAUAAGCUUUUGUACAGCUGAUCAAAAACACGAAAAAGUAUUUGCGUAUAUAGCAAGAAAUAAAGAGAAUGAAACUAUGGAAUGUCGUGCCUUUUUGUGUAAUAACAGGAAAUUGGCGCAAGCUGUUACUUUGACAGUUGCGCAAGCCUUCGAAAUUGCUAAAAGUCAAUACGAGGAAGAGAGAGCAACAAGAAAAGCCGAACAACUACGAAAGGAAAAUGAUGAAAUAAACAAGAGAAGGCAAGCUAGCAGUGCCAUACCAAUUACUCCAUCUGCAGGCUCAAAUAAACAACAAAAUCAGGAAAUAUUAAAGAAUAACGUUAAUGGAACUGAAUUUGAUGUCGAUAAUACGUUUUCUGAUUUUGCCAGACAAAGAGCUUCACCGGCAACUUCGCCAAAUAAUCCUUUCCGGGGUUUUCACUUAGGCCUACAUGAACGAGAUUUACACGAAAAUUUUGACGAAUAUGCCAUGGGAAAUAAAUUCUCUCCAGGAAGUCCCAGAAGUCCAAUCAUGGGAAGUAUUUAG
Molecule: messenger RNA, 948 nt
Organism: Dimorphilus gyrociliatus
Lineage: Eukaryota; Metazoa; Annelida; Polychaeta; Dinophilidae
Source: the annotation of a GenBank genome assembly